Aspergillus aculeatinus CBS 121060 is the source of this 3183-nucleotide messenger RNA. RefSeq names its product WD40 repeat domain-containing protein. Gene Ontology annotation, molecular function: protein binding. Gene Ontology annotation, cellular component: mitotic spindle. The transcript has 4 exons. NCBI's taxonomy places the organism in Eukaryota, Fungi, Ascomycota, Eurotiomycetes, Eurotiales, Aspergillaceae. Gene Ontology annotation, biological process: mitotic spindle organization; regulation of mitotic cell cycle. The coding region runs from base 1 to 3183 and encodes 1060 amino acids. The record is from RefSeq and is a predicted model, not a curated record.
AUGGCCUACAAUACUCUGAGCGCGAAAAGCAAGACCAGCUCGGGGUCGUCCUUUCGCAUCACACCUACAAAUUCACCUGUUCUGAGACCCUCCACACGCUCUUCGAUGCACAAGACACCGCCACAACAGGCAAUCCUGGCCCUCCAGACAGUAAUUGGUACCACCACCAACUCGCCCAGAGGCUUCUCCAGUCAUGCGGGGAGUAAUUCCUUCGCUAUUUGCGCUGGCUCGACCGUCGUCCUAGCGGAAAUAGACGAGAAAAACACCCUCCAGCAACGCUUCUUCAGGGCGCGACCUUCUGCGACCAGUGUCAAUCCUGUCACCUCUUUCUAUAAUACCUCCACUCCUCCCACUACUCCAGAUAGCAGAGCAAAAACUCCUUCGGGUACAAGGUCUGCAGCCCAAAGCGUCCUGCACGGUGGUAAUGCCGGUAAUGAGCUGGUGGAGUGCAAUAGUCCACGUGGAUGGUCAUCUCGGGAAAGAGUGAAAGCAGUCACCAGCGUCGCGAUAAGUCCGAAUGGGGGUCUGCUUGCCGUUGGGGAGAUUGGAUAUGGUCCGAGGGUCCUUAUCUACUCAACCGCCAAAGGCGCCUCUGGUGAAGUCCCACUCUCCAUUCUGACCGAGCAUACGUUUGGGGUGCGUGGACUGGCUUUCAGCCCAGAUUCACAGUAUCUUGCCACCCUUGGCGAUGUCAAUGAUGGAUUCCUGUUUGUCUGGUCCGUGAACCCGAAGACAGGAUCGGCCAGGCUGCAUUCCACUAAUAAAUGCACUUCAUUCAUUCGCGACAUGGCUUGGGUUGGGCAGACUUUGGUCACAGUGGGCACCCGACAUGUUAAGGUUUGGAGGCUGCCGGACGCGAGACCGGGAUCUCCGAAAUCUCGGCUUGCUGCCGAACCAAGCGCCAGUCCAUCAAACCAUACUCCGAAAGCUCUGUCUGGGAGAAAUUGCUUGCUGGGCUCGCUAGCAGAAAGCACGUUCACCAGUGUAGCUAGCGUUUCUGACUGCGAGUCAGUAGUAGGAACAGACACGGGGGCUCUUUGCUUCCUGGAUCAUAACGAGGGAACACACAAGCUGUCUGUUGCCCAUUACUUUGAUUAUGCUAUCACUUCUCUCGCGGUCGAUCUGGGCCGCUCAUGUCUCUGGGUUGGUGGACGUGGCGGACGUAUCCAGUGCAUGACCUUGGCGAAAUUACGUUCAUUAACCGUUCCAUCUUCGCCUGCGUUUUCUGGUAGAUCCUCAGUGGAACCGAGUUCAAAGGGGCCCACCAUCACAUGUAUGGGAUGUCUUGGUCCCAACUUGGUGGCAAUGGACUCUAGCAACGCUCUCAAAAUAUUCUCGACUGAAGACUUGAGUGAUGAUCUGGAUAUCAAUGAUAGUGAUUUGGGAAACACUCUUCAAGCUCACAGGGAUGCUGUCCUUGGUAUCCGUCCAUUCUCGGACCCCAAUGACCUUGGAGCAGAAUUCUAUACCUGGUCACGCAAUGGAGUUGUCAAGUUCUGGGAUGACACAGGCAAGUGCCGGGACUCACGUUCGAUCAUUCUUGAGCAUCCCACCGGGGUCAAUGAGGAUAUCUCCAACGAGCUGAAAGUCUUGUGUGCUACUGAUAACAUGGAUUACUUCUUGUCCGGCGACAAAUUUGGUGUCCUAAGACUCUGGCUGAAUCACCCAUGGAAAUGCAUUCAAGAAGUCCGAGCUCAUAGUGGGGAGAUCACUGAUAUUGCUGUACAUUCCUCCGCCCAGGGUCUUUUUAUUGCUAGCGCCAGUCGCGAUCGCACUAUACAAUUGUUUCUCUGGGCAAAUGAGAGUCUUGAAUUGAUUCAGACCAUGGACGACCACAUUGGAGCUGUCAAUGAAAUUAUUUUCAUUGAUAAUGGAAAGCGACUAGUAUCAUGCUCUGCCGAUCGUACCAUUCAGAUCAGAGAGUGCGUGAGUCGCGAGGCUCACGGCGCGUCUGCUUUCGCGUACUUGGUCUCUAAAGUGAUAACAUUGAAGGCCUCGCCAGUAUCCAUGGCACUACUACCAAAAAAUGAGAACACACUCAUUGUCUCCACUACUGAUCGCUUUGUUCAGCGCAUUGACCUGAGUUCUGGUCGACAAACUCAUUCUUUCCGGACCACUGACGCUGAUUCAACUGAUACAGUGGUCAUGAGCUCCCUAGCUGUCUCUGCCGACGAUCCGGAACAUGAUUCCCCUAGAAUGCUCGUAGGAGUGUCAGGAACAGACAAGUCCAUCCGUGUGUACGACUUGGACAGAGGCGUCCUUCUCGCGGCUGAAUUCGGACAUACCGAAGGAGUUAGCGACGUUUGUCUGCUCUCGAGGAGUUCUAAGUCAUCGAGCCAAGGGAAGAAGUGCUCUCUAGUCAGCUCUGGAAUUGACGGUCUCGUUAUGCUAUGGGAUCUAUCGCUGCUUGCUCAAACACCUCGAGAUUCCGUGCACACUAGUAAUAAGGAAGACGAUGACGCUCCAAUCAAAGCUUCCGCAGUCUCCAAGCCUCCUUUACGCAAAGUCCUGUCCAGGCAUGAGAUUGCCGAGUUUCAGCGGCAGGAGAAUCUUGCGGUCACUCCGACCCCUGCGCGUGGACAUUCUCCAACAUUCUUGCGGAAAUUCGCUAAAUUAUCCCUUUCGCCUUCCCUUAGAUCUGGAAGCACUUCUCCGACCUCACCCGCAUCGACACCCAGUCGCCGCUCACAUACGUCUGGCAUUCAUCGAGACAAAGCACAUACAUCACCCUCACUCUGCAAACAAAAGCCUCCUAGUGCUAAGAAGGCCGUAUGUAGCCGCAAAGAAUCUCGCCGUUCAUCUAUGGACUUCCGGGCUCGUGCUAGGAGUAUGGGGAAAAGCGAUCUCGGCGCACUCGAUACGUCCACCGAACAAGUAUGUCGAACAUUAAAGGCUUACCGUAAAAAGCUCAACAGCUCGACAGAGUAUUUACAUACUCAGAGGGAUUUGGAGAGGGAGCUAGAGCUCACGCUGCGUGUGUUGGCCUCCCGGAACAGGACCCGUGAGACCCUCGAGAACGAUGCCGACAGCAGCGGCAAGGAAAAUCAGAAGAUAUCUCGAAUCGGCAAGUUCCAUGAAGACUCAUAUAGCACCGAGCGACUAUCUUCGAUGCCGGAAGUUCAACGGACAGAUUCGUUCGCGCCCUCAGAGAUCUCUUCCCUUAUUCUGAAUGGCGAUGAUUGA